Molecule: messenger RNA, 11596 nt
Organism: Gadus chalcogrammus (walleye pollock)
Lineage: Eukaryota; Metazoa; Chordata; Actinopteri; Gadiformes; Gadidae
Gene: celsr2
Product: cadherin, EGF LAG seven-pass G-type receptor 2
Exons: 34
Coding region: 300-9464 (3054 amino acids)
Biological process (GO): homophilic cell-cell adhesion; cell surface receptor signaling pathway; G protein-coupled receptor signaling pathway
Cellular component (GO): plasma membrane
Molecular function (GO): calcium ion binding; G protein-coupled receptor activity
Source: RefSeq, a predicted model, not a curated record
UCAACCCCACACACACUCUGGAACAGGUUCAUGAUAAUGAGAAGCCUCAAGGCGCUGGGGUAGCAGGAGCCAUUUUUUCAUUCAUGCGGAGCGGUGCGGACGGAGUUGAGGGACUGGCGUGUUUUGAUGAGAAGCAUCGGCGUGGUUACUGCGGUUCCGUCUAAACGUUAAGUGGGAUUACCUGCGGAAGUGCGGCGCAAAGAAUGGAUACACUACAACAAAGGGAAACGCACAGGCGGAAAGUUUAGGGGACCGCGGUGAGAAAUUACUCUUAACUGGAUAAACACUACUGAGGAGCGAUGCACGUAAUCAAGUGGGAUUUGUUUUUUAUUUUGUGGUGGAUGGAACUGAUAUCGUUAUCGAACUGCUACACCGUUCACCUACGUGAGGAUGCGGAGAUAAGGACUCUACUUGCAAGCGUGCCGGAGAGCGGAGAGUGCACUUUGGAUCAGGUAAUCGCUCCAAAAUUCACCAAGGACUUCAUUGAGACGGACGCAGAGGCUGGCAUUGUGUUCGUCUCGGGCCAGAUCUCUUGCCCCUCGCUCGGCUCAAACCCAUUCACAGUGUACACUGUUGCAGAAUGCUCUGACCAUGAUUCCAAGGUUAGGCACCUCGUCACCUAUCAAUAUGAUGUGCAUGUCCAUGGUAAAAACUGUUCAAACAAACACAAAAUAAAGUCUGAGUGGGAUAUGGAGGUGUUCAGUUUGUUUAGGUAUGGCAGCCAGCAUAUACAGUGCCAUGAAGCGGGUUCUGCGUUGUUCCGUGUGUGGGAACUGCUCCCUACAUCCCCAACACGCCGCAGUGUUCACUGUAAGGUGACCACUAACCCUGACUUCUACUUUUCACGGGGAGAGUUGUUUGUUUUGAAGACGCUUUGCUGGAGACAUGACCUCCUCUUUGAACUAGACAUGGACUGUAACGUAGACCAUGAAAAUGUGCCUGGGGCUAAAGUUGACCAUAUCUCCAUUCACUGGCGUAUAGGCCAGGGCUCUUUCACACAGGCUCAUCUAGGCAGGUUAUUAGAACAGGCAGCCCAGUCAGACGCAGGCAUUGUGAGCAGAAAGAAGCGAAGUAUCAACAACAGCCCUCAGUUCAAACCCCCCAUGUACCAAGUGUCUGUGCCAGAGAACAAGCCAGCAGGGACGUCAGUGGUUGUUUUGAAGGCUGUGGAUGUAGACGAGGGAGAGGCAGGCAGACUUGAGUACUUUAUCGAAGCCUUAUUUGACAGCCGCUCCAACAACCUUUUCGCCGUCGACCCGGCCAACGGGGCAGUCUCCACCGUAGAGGUGCUGGACCGGGAGACCAAGGACACCCACGUCUUCCGGGUGACGGCUGUGGACCACGGCACCCCUCGGCGCACCGCCAUGGCCACCCUCAGCAUCACGGUCAGCGACACCAACGACCACAACCCCGUGUUCGAGCAGCAGGACUACAAGGAGAGCGUCCGGGAGAACCUGGAGAUCGGCUACGAGGUGCUGACCGUGCGAGCCACGGACGGGGACGCGCCCGUCAACGGCAACAUCCUGUACCGCGUCCUCAACAGCAACGGCUCCAACGAUGUCUUCGAGAUCGACCCCCGGUCCGGCGUGAUCCGCACCAAGGGCCCGGUCGACCGGGAGCUGGUGGACGCCUACCUGCUGCUGGUGGAGGCCAACGACCAGGGUCGGGACCCCGGGCCCCGCAGCGCCACGGCCACGGUCCACAUCAUCGUGGAGGAUGACAACGACAACGCGCCGCAGUUCAGCGAAAAGCGCUACGUGGUGCAGGUGCCUGAGGACCUGGUGACUAACACGGAGAUCCUGCAGGUCACGGCCACGGACCAGGACAAGGGGAGCAACGCCGUGGUCCACUUCAGCAUCAUGAGCGGGAACACCAGGGGCCAGUUCUACAUCGACGCCCAAACGGGCAAGAUGGACCUGGUGAGCCAGCUGGACUACGAGGCGAAUAAGGAGUACACCCUGAGGAUCCGGGCCCAGGACGGCGGCCGCCCGCCGCUCUCCAACAUCAGCGGUCUGGUGACCGUGCAAGUGCUGGACGUCAACGACAACGCACCCAUUUUCGUCAGCACCCCCUUCCAGGCCACCGUGCUGGAGAACGUGCCUCUGGGAUACUCCAUCAUCCACAUCCAGGCCGUGGACGCCGAUUCCGGGGAUAACUCCAGGCUGGCGUACCGCCUCACAGACACCACGCCCAACUUCCCUUUCUCCAUCAACAACAGCACGGGCUGGAUCGUGGUGGCGGCCGAGCUGGACCGCGAGAGCGUGGACUUCUACAACUUUGGCGUGGAGGCCCGCGACCACGGCCGGCCCGUCAUGUCGUCCUCGGCCAGCAUCAGCAUGACCAUCCUGGACGUCAACGACAACAACCCCGAGUUCAGCCACAAGACCUACUACAUGCGCCUGAACGAGGACGCGGCUGUGGGCACGAGCGUGGUGACGGUGUCCGCCGUGGACCAGGACAUCAACAGCGUGGUGACAUACCAGAUCUCCAGCGGCAACACCCGCAACCGCUUCUCCAUCACCAGCCAAAGCGGCGGAGGGCUGAUCACGCUAGCACUGCCCCUGGACUACAAGCUGGAGCGGCAGUACGUGCUGAUCGUCACGGCCAGCGACGGCAUGCUGUACGACACGGCCAAGGUGUUUGUGAACGUCACGGACGCCAACACCCACCGGCCCGUCUUCCAGAGCUCCCACUACACGGUGAACAUCAACGAGGACCGGCCCGCAGGCACCACGGUGGUGGUGAUCAGCGCCACGGACGAGGACACGGGCGAGAACUCGCGCAUCACCUACUUCAUGGAGGACAGCAUCCCGCAGUUUGACAUCGACUCGGACACGGGCGCCGUGACCACGCAGACUGAGCUGGACUACGAGGACCAGGUGUCCUACACGCUGGCCAUCACUGCGCGGGACAACGGCAUCCCACAGAAGUCGGACACCACCUACCUGGAGAUCCUGGUGAACGACGUCAACGACAACUCUCCGCGCUUCCUGCGGGACCACUACGUGGGCACCAUCAUGGAGGACGUUCCCGUCUUCACCAGCGUGGUGCAGGUGUCCGCCACCGACCGGGACUCGGGUCUUAACGGCCGCGUGUUCUACACCUUCCAGGGCGGGGAGGACGGCGACGGGGACUUCAUCAUCGAGUCCACGUCGGGCAUCGUGCGGACUCUGCGCCGGUUGGACAGGGAGAACGUGCCGGUGUAUAACCUGCAGGCCUUCGCCGUGGACAAAGGCGUCCCCGCUCUGAAGACGUCAGUAAACAUCCAGGUGACCACCCUGGACGUGAACGACAACCCCCCGGUGUUUGAGAAGGACGAGUUUGACAUCAUGGUGGAGGAGAACAGUCCCAUCGGAGUGGUGGUGGCCCACAUAUCGGCUUCGGAUCCGGACGAAGGAAGCAACGCGCAGAUCAUGUACCAGAUAGUGGAGGGAAACAUCCCGGAGGUGUUCCAGCUGGAUAUCUUCACCGGGGAGCUGACAGCCUUGAUCGACCUGGACUACGAGACCCGAUCGGAGUACAUCAUCGUGGUGCAGGCCACCUCGGCGCCUCUGGUCAGCCGGGCCACCGUGCACAUCAAGCUGGUGGACAAGAACGACAACGUGCCCGUGCUGAAGAACUUCCAGAUCAUCUUCAACAACUACGUCACCGACAAGUCCAGCAGCUUCCCCAGCGGCGUGAUCGGGCGCAUCCCCGCCCACGACCCGGACGUCUCGGACCAGCUCCACUACAGCUUUGAGGUGGGCAAUGAGCUGAACCUGGUCAUCCUGAACCAGAGCACGGGGGAGAUCCAGCUCAGCCCGGACCUGGACAACAACAGACCCCUGGAGGCCUCCAUGACCAUAUCGGUGACAGACGGCGUCCACACCGUGUCGGCCCGCUGCCUCCUCCAGGUCACCAUCAUCACGGACGAGAUGCUGUCCAACAGCAUCACCCUGCGGCUGGCCAACACCUCCCAGGAGCACUUCCUGUCCCUGCUGCUGGCCCAGUUCCUGGAGGGCGUCGCCCGCGUGCUCUCGGCGGCCCGCGAGGACGUGGUGGUCUUCAACAUCCAGGACGACACCGACGUCGCCGCGCGCAUCCUCAACGUCAGCCUCUCGGUGGCCGUGCCCGGCGGGGACGCCCAGCGCGGGGGCGGUAGCGGUAGCGGCGGCUCGGCGGCGGCGUCGGCGUCGGCGGUGUCCCGGACCCCCCCCGGCGGCGGCGGCGGCGCGGGCGGCGUGGAGUUCUUCGGCUCGGAGGAGCUGCAGGAGCGGCUGUACCUGAACCGCAGCCUGCUGGCGCGCAUCUCGGCGCAGGAGGUGCUGCCGUUCGACGACAACAUCUGCCUGCGCGAGCCCUGCGAGAACUACAUGAAGUGCGUGUCGGUGCUCAAGUUCGACAGCCUGGCGCCCUUCGUGGCGUCGGACACCAUCCUCUUCCGGCCCAUCCACCCCAUCGCCGGCCUGCGCUGCCGCUGCCCCGCCGGCUUCACCGGGGACUACUGCGAGACGGAGAUCGACCUGUGCUACUCCAAGCCCUGCGGCGCCCACGGCGUCUGCCGCGGCCGCGAGGGGGGAUACACCUGUGCCUGCUCGGACGACUACACAGGGGAGAGGUGUGAGCUGUCCUCCCGGCUGGGCCGCUGUGCCCCCGGUGUGUGUAAGAACGGGGGCUCGUGCGUCAACCUGCUGGUGGGGGGCUUCAAGUGCGAGUGCCCCCCCGGCGGCUACGAGAAGCCCUACUGCCAGAUGAGCACCCGCAACUUCCCACCGCAGUCCUUCCUCACCUUCAGAGGCCUCCGCCAGCGCUUCCACUUCACCCUGUCCCUCUCGUUCGCCACCAGAGAGCCUAAUGGAUUGCUGCUGUACAACGGCCGCUUCAACGAGAAGCAUGACUUCAUCGCCAUGGAAAUCAUCAAUGAGCAGAUCCAGCUGACCUUCUCUGCAGGGGAGACCAAGACUACAGUAUCACCGUAUGUCCUGGGAGGAGUCAGCGACGGCCAGUGGCAUUCGGUCCAAAUCCACUACUACAACAAGCCCGUCCUUAACCAGGCCGGCCUUCCCCAGGGACCCUCCGACCAAAAGGUUGUCGUGGUGACGGUGGACAACUGCGACACCUCCGUGGCCAUGAGAUUUGGUCACAUGAUCGGAAACUACACCUGUGCCGCCCAGGGCAGCCAAUCGGGUUCCAAGAAGUCUCUGGACCUCACGGGGCCCCUGUUGCUGGGGGGCGUUCCCAAGCUGCCCGAAGACUUCCCCGUCCAGAACCGGCAGUUCGUGGGCUGCAUCAAGGAUCUCCGCAUCGACGAGCGCCACGUCGACAUGGCGGGCUUCAUCGCCAACAACGGCACCUUACCCGGGUGCUCGGCCAAGCGUCACUUCUGCAACAACAGUCCCUGUCAGAACGGAGCCACCUGCGUCAACCUGUGGGGGUCUUUCAGCUGCCACUGCCCCCUGGGGUACGGAGGGCCCAAGUGCGAGAGAGUGAUGGCCAACCCGCAGCGUUUCCUAGGCAACAGCCUGUUGCAGUGGAGUCACCUGGCGGCGGCGGCGCUGGCGGUGCCGUCACACGUGGAGUUCAUGCUGCGCACGCGGCAGCCCAGCGCCACCCUGCUGCACCUCUCGGCCGGGCAGCAGCACAACCUCACCCUGCAGCUGCGUGGGGGCAGUGUGGUGAUGGGGCUGCACCACGGCGAGGACUCCGUCCUGUCCCGGGUGGAGGAGGUGCUGGUGAACGACGGAGCCUGGCACCACCUGCAGCUGGACUUCAGCAGCUCCCCCGGGACCCCCAGCCACCACCGGGCGGUGCUGUCCCUGGACCACGGCCUCUACCUGGCCAGCAUGGAGGUGGACGGGGGUCUGCGGGGGUCCAAGCUGAAGGCGGUGACCGUGGGCGGGCUGCUGCAGGCGGACGGGACGGUGCAGCACGGCUACCGCGGCUGCCUCCAGGGUCUGAGGGUAGGGGAGGGUCUGCGUCUGGCCCAGGCCAGGAAGCUGAAGGUGGAGCAGGGCUGCAGCGUGCCCGACCCCUGUGGCUCCAGCCCGUGCCCCGCCCACAGCUACUGCAGCGAUGACUGGGACAGCUACUCCUGCACCUGCAGCCCCGGUUACUAUGGCAGCGCCUGUACCGAAGCGUGUGCGCUGAACCCUUGUGAACACGAGUCGUCCUGCGCCCGGAAGCCCGGCUCGUCCCGGGGCUACUCCUGCGACUGCCCCAGUCAUUACUUCGGAGAGUACUGUGAGAAGAAGACCGACCUACCGUGUCCCCGUGGCUGGUGGGGCCACAAGACGUGCGGCCCCUGUAGCUGUCUGACGGACAAGGGCUUCGACUCGGACUGCAACAAAACCAGCGGGGAGUGCCGUUGCAAGGACAACCACUACCGGCCCGAGGGCAGUGAGUCGUGCCUGCUGUGCGACUGCUACCCCAUUGGCUCCUUCUCCCGGGCGUGCGACCGGGAGAACGGCCAGUGCCAGUGCAAGCCCGGCGUCAUCGGGCGCCAGUGUGACCGGUGUGACAACCCCUUCGCCGAGGUGUCGCCCAACGGCUGCGAGGUCAUCUAUGACAGCUGUCCUCAGGCCAUCCAGGCUGGGAUCUGGUGGCCCAGGACCAAGUUCGGCCUCCCCGCGGCUGUGUCCUGUCCCAAGGGAUCUCUGGGCACGGCCAUUCGCCACUGUGACGAGCACAAGGGAUGGCUGCCCCCCAACCUGUUCAACUGCACCUCCAUCAGCUUCUCCAAGCUCAAGGGACUGUCGGAGAGGCUGUCCCGCAACGCCUCGGCCCUGGACUCGGAGCAGGCCAAGCGCACGGCCGCCCAGCUGGCCAACGCCACGGCGCACACCACCAAGUACUACGGCAGCGACGUGCGCGUGGCCUACCUGCUGACCCAGGGCCUGCUGCAGCACGAGAGCCGCCAGCAGGGCUUCAACCUCACCGCCACCAAGGACGUGCACUUCACCGAGAACCUGGUGCGCGUGGGCAGCGCCAUCCUGGCCCCGGACACGCGCGCCCACUGGGAGCUGAUCCAGCACACGGAGCGCGGCACGGCGGCACUGCUGCGGCGCUUCGAGGACUACGCCAACACGCUGGCGCAGAACAUGAGGAAGACCUACCUCAGCCCCUUCACCAUCGUCACGCCGCACAUCGUCAUCUCCGUGGACCGCCUGAAGAAGAUGAACUUCGCCGGCGCCAAGCUGCCCCGCUACCAGUCGCUCCGCGGGCCGCGGCCCGACGACCAAGAGACGGCCGUCACGCUCCCGGACACGGUGUUCGAGCCCGCCGCGCCCCUGGAGACGCGCGGCCACCGGCAGCUGGAGGUCUUCCCCGAGUCCCCCUCGUCCAGGAACCACACCGCCGCCGCCACCACCGAGGCGGCGGCGGCGGCGGCGCCCACGGCGUCCAGGAAGAGGAGGCACCCGGCGGAGGGCCAGCAGGACGCGGUGGCCAGCAUCAUCAUCUUCCACAGCCUGGCGGCGCUGCUGCCCCAGAGCUACGACCCCGACAAGAGGAGCCUGCGGGUGCCCAAGCGGCCGGUCAUCAACACCCCGGUGGUGAGCAUCACGGUGCACGACAACGACGAGCUGCUGCAGCACGCGCUGGACAAGCCCAUCACGGUGCAGUUCCGCCUGGUCGCCACCGAGGAGCGCUCCAAGCCCAUCUGCGUCUUCUGGAACCACACCAUACUGGCUGGGAGCGGAGGCUGGUCGGCCAAGGGCUGCGAGGUGGUGUUCAGGAACAACACGCACAUCAGCUGUCAGUGCUACCACAUGACCAGCUUCGCCGUGCUCAUGGACAUCUCCAGGAGAGAGAACGGCGAGAUCCUCCCGCUGAAGCUGGUGACGUGGAGCACGGUGGGCGUGACCCUGGGCUUCCUCUUCCUCACCACCCUCUUCCUCCUCUGCCUGAGGGCCAUGCAGUGCAACCGCACCAGCAUCAUCAACAACGGAGCCGUCGCCCUCUUCCUCUCCGAGCUCAUCUUCAUCCUGGGCAUCAACCAGGCAGACAACCCGUUCACCUGCACGGGCAUCGCCAUCCUGCUGCACUUCUUCUACCUGUGCACCUUCUCCUGGCUCUUCCUGGAGGGCCUGCACGCCUACCGCAUGCUCAGCGAGCUGCGCGACAUCAACUACGGCCCCAUGCGCUUCUACUACCUGAUUGGCUGGGGAGUGCCCGCCUUCAUCACAGGCCUGGCAGUGGGACUGGACCCAGAAGGCUACGGUAACCCUGACUACUGCUGGCUCUCCGUGUACGACACCCUCAUCUGGAGCUUCGCCGGGCCCAUAGCCAUGGUGGUGGGGAUGAACGUCUUCCUCUACAUUCUGGCCUCCAGGGCCUCCUGCACCCUGAGAAGACACGGCUUCGACAAGAAGGAGCCCCCUGUCUCUGGUCUGAGGACAGCCGGCGGCGUACUCUUCCUGGUGACGGUCACGUGUCUGCUGGCGCUGCUUUCGGUCAACAGUGACAUGAUCAUCUUCCACUACCUGUUCGCCGGAUUCAACUGUCUGCUGGGUCCGUUCAUCUUCUUCUUCCGCAUCGUGUUCAACAAAGAGGCGAGGUCCGCCAUGAAAUUCUGCUGCAGUCGAAAGCGGCCCGAUCACAUGAUCAAAUCCAAGGCCUCUACGUACAAGUGCAGCGGGGGCUACAUGGACGGCCGGCUGUACCACCUCCCGUUCGGGGACUCCAGCGUGUCGCUCAACGGCACCAUGCAGAGCGGGAAGAGCCAGCAGAGCUACGUGCCCUUCGUCCUCCGGGACGACGGACUCAACAACAGCCAGGCGCACAUCGCUCUGAACGAACACGGCUUCCACGACACUAAGGAGCGUCAGGACGAUGGCGACAGUGAUUCAGACAGCGACCUUUCCAUCGAGGACGACCAGAGCGGCUCCUACGCCUCCACUCACUCCUCUGACAGCGAGGACGGGGAGGGGCCCUACCGCCCAGAGGAAUGCUGGGAAAACUUGGCCUCCAACGGCCCCAAGAGACCACACCUCCACGACAACGGUAAGACGCAGCCGCCGGGAGACGCCUCAGCGGGACGUCCCGGGGAGGGAGCUGGAGGGCCGGAGCUUCUGCUGGCGGAGGGGCCGGCCCACCCGGCAACCAUCGCCAGGGACAACCGAACGGCAUCGGACGAGAGGCCCGGGGACAGGGACGGCGGCGGCGGCGGCGCCUCCACCCCGCUCCACAACCACCACCCCCACCACCACGCCCAUCCACCCCAGAAAGGGAUUCUGAAGAAGAAGCAGCUGUCUCCCAUCGCAGAGCGGAACGGGCUCCACCGGAUCCACAACGAGCUGUCAGGGGCCGGCCAGGGCCCCGGGUCCCCUCGCCGGGCGGGGGGCUCCCCAUCCCCCUCCUCCUCCUCCUCCUCCAGCGAGGGCCGACCCGCGGCCCCCAAGCCCCCCCCCGCGGACCACCUCAACGGGGUCGCCAUGACCAUCAAGGCCGGGACGGUGGACGGAGACUCGUCGGGAUCAGAGUCCUAGAGUCGGACACACCGGCGUCACGGAAUCCAUCCAUCCAAUGGCAAUGAAGAAGAACUCGGAGGGAGAGAGAGAGAGAGGGAGAGAAGGGGAGAGAGAGGCAGCAUGGAGGGGUUGAGCACUGGACAUUCCUUAAUCCCAGAGGAUCUCUUCCCUUCUCGUGUGUGUGUGUGUGUGUGCGUGUGUGUCGAUUGUGUGUGUGUGUGUGUGUGUACGUGUGCCAAACCUCAGGAGUCACCUCAUUGGCCCAGGCUUAAAGCACACCGAUCGGUCCCGCCUUCCCUCGAAAAAGAUUAUGUUAUUUUUGUUCACAUACUUGAAAGCGAUGCACUUUUUAAUUUACACUGCCUGCCAAGAUGCUCUGGUGGUCAUUCGUUUUUUAUUAACUUUUUUAAAUGAUUGUGUAUGAGUUUGUUCCCACGUUUGUGUUUCGCUCGGCAGAUUACGGAGCAAAAUGAAGAAGUCAUCCUUUUUUCGGGCGGGGCCAUUCGGUUUGGUAGAAUUGUUCAUUAUUCAGGGAAUUAGACACACACACACACACACACACACACACACACACACACACACACAAAAGCACCACAAGUUUGCGUUAAAGGACGACCCGUAGUGUGUGUCGUCACCGCUCGCGGUUGCUAGGAGACCGCAUUGGCCCAUCUCCCGAUGGAGUUCAGGUCUCGGGUACCGAAGUCGUCGCAGGAUCUCUGAACGACGACAGAGUCUGUCCACAGACCCGACACCCCCUCUUUACCAGAAGAGAGGGGGACAUGGACCCCCCCCAGCCCCACUUUCUGGUGCCUGGUCAUCAACAGAUCGUCGUCCAGAGGCCCCUCUUCAUCAUCUUCGUCUUCAUCAUCUUCGUCUCCCUCACCCAUUGGAUUAGAUCAACGGUUGGCGUACUAAAGAAGCACGGAUGGACAGACUGACAGAGAGUCUACACUGUAACAUAUCCGAUAUAAGCUACUUGACACUGACGAAGGACGCGCUGUGUGGUAGCUCAGCUCCUCGGGGGUGGAGCAAGGAUGUGGCUGAGGCUGGGUUGUGGGCGGAGCCGACGACGGCGGCCGCUGCAUCACGCCGCCAUUCCCUCAAGCCAGGCGGGGAAGGACCUUUUCUUUGAAUCGCUGGCACCCCUUUGUUUCAUGGACGUGAGAAACGCUCUCGGUAUAGGACGCUGUCGCUCUCCUCGCCACGGGAGAGACGUUGUCGUAUGACCUCAAUGACUAAAACACUGUAUUUUAUAGACUAGCAAUGAGGCGUUUUUGUUUUUUUUAGGCAUUUGUUGUAAAAUAUCUAAAUACCUGCUACAAACUUGCUGUAAUAUUCCACCUGUAAUCCAAUGUGACUGUACAGAGUUGCCUGUAAAAAAAAGAAUUAGGGUUUCCACCCCGUGGUUUCACCAUAUCUAUAAAAGGAAUUGCUUACGUAACGCAGUCGGACUCGUAUACUAACUGGAACAAUUCAUUUCACUGUCGUUUUUUUAUAUUGUGAAGAAAAGGCUGUUCUGCUACUUUCUCUCUCUUCUGAACAUGUAUGACCUUUGUAGAUAUCAUUUUAACAGCCAUUCAAUCUCUAAGUACUCCUCUGAUGCAGGUGUCACUAGAUCAAUCACAAAUAACCUUUUCAAACCGUGUAUGUGAACCUGGUUCCCUACAGACUGUAAAUCUGAUCCUACAUCUGUUGUUGCACCUGUGCCAAGUACAGUGACAAUAUUGUCACUUUACAAUUGCUGUUUGGUGUCUUAAAUUAAUUGUACUUCAUUUCAAAGCUGUUAUAUUCCCAGGAAACACCACUGAUUUAACAGACGCGUGGGAAACAACGAAUGGAGAAGUGGGCCACAAAAUCAAAAAGGUUUUUCAUGUUGAUUUAAUAAACGACUUUCAAAUAAUGUUGGCAAUUUAGAAGGAAUAACUGGCACAUUAAACCUACUCCUUGUUUUAUUGUUUUUAUGUACUUGGUCUAUACAAACUGCCUAUCAUCAUAGCGCCCAAGCAAUCAACUGCUCCAAAACCAACAACUGUCGUAGGUGAUGUCAAAGCUUUAGUGAUACAGGGUAGUGUCUAUGAAAUGGCUGUUAUUUUUCUAUGUGGAAAUGCUUUGUAAAGGAUUUCACCGGAUUUCAAGUAAAACGGAGAGAA